This is a messenger RNA of Salmo salar (Atlantic salmon), 3443 nucleotides long. RefSeq lists its product as uncharacterized. The record is from RefSeq and is a predicted model, not a curated record. NCBI's taxonomy places the organism in Eukaryota, Metazoa, Chordata, Actinopteri, Salmoniformes, Salmonidae.
AUGGGCAGUUGAUCGUGGUUGGAGAUAGGCUAACAUGUAGUUGUAGCUAGUUAAUAAAGAGUUAUGUUAAGAAACAUCCUGUAGUUCUGCGUUUUAUUAUUUUGUACAAAGUGUACAAAACAAAACAUUUGUCAAUGGCGAAUCUUCAUUGAAAGUGCCAGUUACAAAACCUUAAUUGAUAGUGAAGCCCGGGGAACUGGCCUUAAAGCUGAGAUCCGCAGUGUGAAGCAGCGCCACUGCAUUUGUUCCUGUUUUGUUUUUGAAAGAGUCAGACUGCCAUCAGCAGGCUGAAGCUACUAUCACUUUGGUGCAGGUUGCCCCAGAGCAGCAGCAGUUAUGUACUCAAGAGUGGGGCCUCCGUCUAAGACAGGAGGACCCAGAGCCCACAGUGCCACGGUGUAAAGAGGAAGAGGAUACACACUGGAUCAGUGAGGUUGAAGAGCACAUUCAAAGGCUGGAGUCUGAUCCCAAAGAUCCAGACCAAGUAUCCACUUCUGAAGAUUUCACAUUCCAAAUGGAGACAGAAGGAUCAGUAAAUGAAACCAUCAAACUGAAAGUUAUCCUCAACGACAACAGAAUAGAGAAAGUGAUUCUGCCCGCUCAACCUGACUCACUGAAUGAGCUGAUAUCAACACUCAAGGAGAAACUGCAUCUGAAUUUAGAUUUUCGUCUUCUUUAUGAAGACCCUGAUUUCAACAAUGAGCUCUUCAACUUAGAGACCAUUGAAGACUUGCCUUCUCCUAGGGCUACGGUGAAAGUUUUGCGAAUACGAUGUGAUACAGACCUCGGUUUAACCGGAGUCUCAGCCAGCGAGUUACAGGACGCCCCACCAGAGCGGCUAGGCAGGUGGCCUGAGGUAUUUGUCAUACCCACUUUCUCAAUGGAAGUUGAGUUUGCUCUGAGAGAGGGCAAUUGUGCAUAUCUGAGACAUGAAACGGUGCUGAAAAUAACAAGGGAUCAAAAACACAACAUUCUUGAUAGGAUGGCUUGGACAAUCUUCAAUUUCAAAGCGUACCCAAGUGACAGGCAUUUUGCCAAGGCAGCUGAGGCCCUUGUAACCAAGCACCCGUGUUUGAAAGAGCCCGGCUCAAAAACAGGCUGUGAUGGCUGGAAGAACAGCCUGAAAUUCAAAAUGGGAAACUACAGGCAGAAGUUACGCCGUGUUGGGUUCCCAGAGGUUGCUGUGAACGGGGGGAGGAGGAGCAAGCAUCGUCCUGACAAUGAGCACGCUCGGAGCAACAUUAAACGAGCACGCCGGGCAGAGGUGAACUUCCUGCCCAACUUCCCUCAAGGAGAAGACGAGGCCAGCCUGGAGAAACAGAGACUGGAGAUGGUCCACGAGAUGACGAAAGAAAACCAAGACCUGCCACUGUGGGACCCAGAGCCCACAGUGGCACAUUGUAAACAGGAAGAGGAUACACACUGGAUCAGUGAGGUUGAAGAGCACAUUCAAAGGCUGGAGUCUGAUCACAAAGAUCCAGACCAAGUAUCCACUUCUGAAGAUUUCACAUUCCAAAUGGAGACGGAAGGAUCAGUAAAUGAAACCAUCAAACUGAAAGUUAUCCUCAACGACAACAGAAUAGAGAAAGUGAUUCUGCCCUCUCAACCUGACUCACUGAAUGAGCUGAUAUCAAUGCUCAAGGAGAAACUGCAUCUGAAUUUAGAUUUUCGUCUUCUUUAUGAAGACCCUGAUUUCAACAAUGAGCUCUUCAACUUAGAGACCAUUGAAGACUUGCCUUCUCCUAGGGCUACGGUGAAAGUUUUGCGAAUACGACGUGAUACAGACCUCGGUUUAACCGGAGUCUCAGCCAGCGAGUUACAGGACGCCCCACCAGAGCGGCUAGGCAGGUGGCCUGAGGUAUUUGUCAUACCCACUUUCUCAAUGGAAGUUGAGUUUGCUCUGAGAGAGGGCAAUUGUGCAUAUCUGAAACAUGAAAUGGUGCUGAAAAUAACAAGGAAUCAAAAACACAACAUUCUUGAUAGGAUGGCUUGGACAAUCUUCAAUUUCAAAGCGUACCCAAGUGACAGGCAUUUUGCCAAGGCAGCUGAGGCCCUUGUAACCAAGCACCCGUGUUUGAAAGAGCCCGGCUCAAAAACAGGCUGUGAUGGCUGGAAGAACAGCCUGAAAUUCAAAAUGGGAAACUACAGGCAGAAGUUACGCCGUGUUGGGUUCCCAGAGGUUGCUGUGAACGGGGGGAGGAGGAGCAAGCAUCGUCCUGACAAUGAGCACGCUCGGAGCAACAUUAAACGAGCACGCCGGGCAGAGGUGAACUUCCUGCCCAACUUCCCUCAAGGAGAAGACGAGGCCAGCUUGGAGAAACAGAGACUGGAGAUGGUCCACGAGAUGACGAAAGAAAACCAAGACCUGCCACUCAUCAAUCAACACAUGCAGAAGACAUUUGCUCUCCGACGCCAAGAAAUAGUUAAAUCCAGUCCCUCGGUAGAGCAUCUCAGAACACGCUGGCCAGCACUCUUCCUUGAAGCCCAGGUACAUGCUGAGUUUCAGAGAAUCACCAACCAGAGCCUGCAGCAGACGUUCUACACUGCCUUGGACCACCACACGCCCCGCCUGCUGACCCUGUUCAGGGAGAAGGAGGGGAAGUCCACCACUCAUGGAGGGAAGUUCUCAAGCAUCCUGAGAGUGUACAACGAGCAGUUCACUUCACAGGGAGAAAAGAACAUCACCGGGGCCCGUUCUGCAGUCCUGGCUGGUCUCCCUUUGUUGUUACGAGAGGAUAGUUCUGAUGUCUUCAAAAUCUGUGAGGUGGGAGAACUCAGCAACCCUGGUAUUCUGGAUGGAGUUUCCAUUCUCUCAGUGGUGGGCCAGCACAAUGAGGUGGUGGGUGGUAUACCCAUCAGACCGGCCCAUGUAUCCAUUGUCCUUGAGGAUGAGAUCGUCAUGACUAACUCCCGCUCCUGGCCAGACGCUCUCGUGGUUGUUUUUGGGCUACUCUACUCCCUCCAUCUGAACUACCCCAAAGCCCUGGGCAGCACCUUUGAGUUCAUGCAGAAAGUCUUCCUGAACCUCGACGAUGGAAAGCUGAAGCCCAAGCUGCUAGCGCUGAAAAAUGAACUGUUGGCCUAAAUCUGUAGUGAUGAGAUGGAAUUUUACUUUCAGUGACCUCCUAUAUGCCGAGUGAGUGGUUUGAAAACAAUGGUUAUUUUUAUUUAGUGUACUUUUUAUAUUUUUGUACCUUUUUUGUGAAGGUAAUGGAUUUGAUAUUGUAUUUCAAUUAACUUAUAACCCUUUUAUGUGCAAAGAAGACACAGGUCAGUCAGCACAUUAACUUGCCACAUACAGUAGGUCUGUGACCCAGUUCUCUACCUUUUAUACAGCUGCAGAAAACCCCCAAAUGUAUUCUAGAAGAUUUCACCUUUGCAGACAUUCCAACUGUCGUAAAAAUAAAUGUUGAUAAAAUGUUUAUUAAAGUGUCUUUACCUGC